This is a messenger RNA of Fusarium mangiferae, 1293 nucleotides long. RefSeq lists its product as uncharacterized. NCBI's taxonomy places the organism in Eukaryota, Fungi, Ascomycota, Sordariomycetes, Hypocreales, Nectriaceae. The record is from RefSeq and is a predicted model, not a curated record. Bases 1 to 1293 code for a protein of 430 amino acids. The transcript has a single exon.
AUGGGCCUCUUCAAGUCUGCGACUAUUACCCUCCUCGCCGCUGGCGCUCACGCCCUCCCCCAGGCCGUGACCCAGACAGCUGAUGCCCCGGCGGCAGCAGAGACAUACACCGCGAAUCCCAACAUCGGCCCUGGCGGCUCCAACUUCAAGGAUUCAGCGCACUUCCGCAUCUACGCCGGUUCCGCCGAUGCCACCGCCCAAGCGAUCGACAUGCUCGAAGCAGCAUACGAAUGCUUCGUCGGAACGUUAAAGUGGCGAUCGCCUGGUCUUUCGUUCAACGAUGAGACUGAUUCUGGACCCAAGUAUAAAACUAACGUCUACACUGUUGGUGACUUGGGCAAUGCGGCGGGUGUGAUGCAUAGUGAUCAGGCAACGGGCAUGGCGUAUCUUGAGGUCGUUGAUCAGUACCUUGCCGUUCCGGGUGUUACCGUUCAUGAGUACGGUCAUGGAAUGCAUUAUCAUCAGAAAGCUUGGGUUGAUCAGGGUCGAACUGGUGCUUGGUGGGAGACUCUCGCCAACUGGGUGGCUGAUACAUACAAGACCUCCGACAUUUGCGCACCUGCGCGAAAGAACCAUAAUCAGGAGACUGCGCCCACCGAGAUCGAGCUUAAGAAGGUCCUCGGUGACUCUCACCAGGUCAUCGUCGAUGGAUCCGUUGAUACUGGUAAUUACUACCAAGCUUGGCCGUUCCUGGCUUACUUGACCUACAAUCCUGAUGACUUUACUGGUCUGGGCCAAGACACCAUUCGACAGCUUCAAUUGCAGUACGAGAAGGACAGCAACGAGACUCCUCUUCACACUCUUGCUCGCGUUUCGCAGAACGCUACUGUUGGUGAUAUCGUCGGUCGCUACUGGGCUCGCAUGGCCUACGUUGACAUCGGCCAUCCAACCGCCCAGGAAGUUUUCUUCCAGCAACGCGCUGAUAUCCCCUUCGCCAGCAUGGAAGCUGCCGGAACGGGAUCCUACAAGCCCAAAGCUGAUCGUCAACCUCGCUACAUGGGCGCCAACAUCAUUCCUCUCGAUGUCACGGGUACUUCACUCGAGGUCAAGGUUUCCGCUGAUGCUGAGUUCGUCGCCACUGUUGCUAUCUACCGUGAGGCUGGCAAGUCUUCUUACGUUACGCUCAAGAAUGGAGCUGGUACUGUUCCUGUUCAGGCUGGUGAUGAUGUCAGUGUUGUUGUUGCCAAUGCCCCUGCUAAGCCUAUCCUGUACGACGGCUUUGAUCUGAGUGCUGAGGUAUCUAAGGGUCUUGAUUACACUAUCAGCAUUACUGGUGCUACUGUCAAGGCCUAA